This is a messenger RNA of Monopterus albus (swamp eel), 1834 nucleotides long. RefSeq names its product ubiquitin conjugating enzyme E2 D4 (gene ube2d4). Lineage: Eukaryota; Metazoa; Chordata; Actinopteri; Synbranchiformes; Synbranchidae. The transcript is spliced from 7 exons. Bases 292 to 735 code for a protein of 147 amino acids. The record is from RefSeq and is a predicted model, not a curated record.
AGAGGUCUCGCGAUAAUGCCAUGAACUGGCAGGCAAAGGAGUGGGGGUGAUAGGAGAGAAAGCAAAAUAUCUCGGUUGUCUGUCGUAAUCUAAAGAAAGAGCAAGAUUUAACACACACAUUAUUGCAUAGGUUGUACUGCAAACCAAAAGCCCCAAGCCUGUUAUAUGUCAGACGUGGUUUCCCGAUUAUAGGUAAAGUGAGACUAGGAAGUACGCGGCCACAAAAGCCAAAUUGUAUGUGUGAAGUGCUAACUGUUAGCUGACAGGCUACCUAGCUUAGCCAUUGAAGCAAUGGCGUUGAAAAGAAUUCAGAAGGAACUGUCAGACUUGCAGAGGGACCCGCCUGCUCAGUGCUCGGCUGGACCAGUUGGAGAUGAUUUGUUUCAUUGGCAGGCAACUAUAAUGGGUCCGAGUGACAGCCCAUAUCAGAGUGGAGUGUUUUUCCUCACCAUUCACUUCCCGACAGAUUACCCCUUCAAACCACCCAAAGUUGCAUUCACAACAAAAAUUUACCACCCAAAUAUCAACAGCAAUGGAAGUAUUUGCCUGGAUAUAUUGAGAUCUCAGUGGUCUCCUGCGCUUACAGUAUCAAAAGUAUUAUUGUCUAUCUGCUCUCUCCUCUGUGAUCCAAACCCGGAUGACCCCCUGGUUCCAGAGAUUGCUCAUACAUACAAGGCUGACAGGGAAAAAUACAACAAAUUAGCAAGAGAAUGGACACAGAAGUAUGCAAUGUGAGAACAGCAGGGUGAUGAAAACCAAUGAGAACAAAGAAACCCUUUUAAUUUGCAACUUGAGGCAAAUAAGCAACAGAGUAGAUAAAAAAAAAAAACAACUAAAGAACAGCCCAUCCUUUGGAGAAAGAAGCGAUACAAUGAGGUACAGUGCCACCUGGCUUUCUGUGUGCUGAGCUGCUACCAUGUGCUCUCCUCCACAACUUGUAUGGAUCUGCUGAGCAGGACCUGAUGGGCUCCUUAAAGCACUCCCAUAUGGAAUAUCAGAAACUCUUCAUACUGCUAUACUCAGACUUAAAACUGUUACCCCCGCUGUUGUGAGUUUCACUAUCACUGUUGCUAUUAACACGCAUCAUUUCACUGUCAAUGAGUCGUAUCGAUGUGCUACUCAGAAGCAAACUAUUUCGAUUGGUUUCGGAGAUUGGCUCUCCUUCAGUUCAGAUGUCUGUAUCCCACUGGAUGUCUUCUUAUUACUGUAUUUCCAUGUAUUUAGUGGCCUUUAUGUGUUAUUAUUUUCAAAUGGUAUAUGUGCAAUUGAGGCAGAAUGUUUCCUUUUCAACGCAAAAUGGUGCAGUGCCAUUACCAGCAGCUGAUCUGUUGGCACAUGCUGUCUCUACUCCAAACAAUGUGAAAGAUAUAAAGAAGGAUUGGUCUCUAUCACCAACUGCAUUUGAAAUUGCAACAGUAUUUAUUUGAAGACACUGGAGAGCUUCUGAGAGGUAGUUGGCCUUUGCGUCACUAUUGUGAGGCUCUAUAGGGCAAAUGCCAACAUCCAUUUUUCUCACACAUGCUGUCAUUGUUCUUAUGUCCUGUAUAAGUAACCAUCCAAGGCUGGUGUCCAUAGUGCACAAAAUACUACUGUUGCAUGACUUGUGUAGCUAUGAACAAAGCUACUCUUUGGCAUAUGUGUGCCACCUCCUCAGUACAGUUACUCAGGUAUCUAACCCAGUCAUCAGCUUUCACAUGGCAGUGACUCAUGGUGACAAAAAUUACCAGGGCCAAUACGAUCACACUUCUAAAAAAUAAGACUGAUACACGUUCACUGGUUUGUUCGCAUAAAAAAAAAAAAAAAUCACACAUGCUUCCUAAAAAAGCAAAAUGAU